AUGGUGGAGUUCAUAAAAUAUAAAGGGUUCGACCAUGUCUGGCAAUACUCUGGACCUUGGCUUUGGUGGCUCGUAGGGUUCUAUUUAUGCCUUCCCUUGACAGCAUAUGUCAUCUUGCCAUAUUUCACUACCAAAGGUACAUUCUCUGGAUCGAGAAGGACGAUUUCAAUAUUUGUGCUAGGUGACUUAGGACAUUCACCUAGAAUGAAUUACCAUGCCAGGUCUUUUUCGAAAUUAGAAUAUUUUGUCAAUUUAUGUGGAUACUUAGAAAGUCAGCCUCCAGUGGAAAUUAUUGAUGAUAUUAAUAUUGAAUUAUAUCCCAUUGCCGCAAUAAAGAACACAUCAAACUUGCCAUACAUACUAUUUGCCUUGAGGAAAAUAUCUGCUCAAGUUUUGCAAUUGGUAAAGCUCUUACUCAAAUUCAGAGGAAGUGAAUACAUUAUGAUUCAAAAUCCACCUUCAAUCCCAAUCCUUUUUAUUGCUAUUGUUUUCAUCAAGAUAUUCAGUAGAGAAACAAAACUCAUAAUUGACUGGCAUAACUUAAAUUAUAGUAUUUUGAAUUUGAAAUUUCAAAAUGAAGAACAUUACUUAGUUAAGUUCUUGAAAAAUUAUGAAAGAAUAUUAGGUAAAUAUGCCGACCUUAAUAUAACCGUUACUAAAAAAAUGAAAGAAUUUUUAAUUGAAGAAUUUGGAAUAAAGAAGAAGAAAAUAAUUACUUUACAUGAUAGACCUGCAGAACAAUUCGUACCUUUCAGUGGUAAUCCAAAGGCGAAAAUUGAACUUAUGAACUCUUUUGAUCUUUUCAACUCAAUUGAAGGUAUAGAAAAGUAUAAGGUUUUAGUAAGCUCCACUUCGUUCACCCCUGAUGAAGAUUUUAACAUUUUGUUGGAUGCCUUAAAGAAAUAUGAUACCUCUUUGAAUUCUCUGCUUCCUCCAAUACUAUUGAUUGUCACCGGUAAAGGUCCAUUGAAAAAUCAAUUUACUCGAAGAGUUGAGGAAUUACAAUUCCUGAAAAACGUCAUAAUCAAAUCCGCAUGGUUGUCUUUCGAAGAUUAUCCUACAAUUUUGUCUUUAGCAGACUUAGGUAUUUCAUUACAUACUUCGUCUAGUGGUAUAGAUUUGCCAAUGAAAAUUGUUGACUUUUUUGGUGUUGGAGUACCAGUGAUUUCUUUAAACUUUCCUGCAAUUGAUGAACUUGUAAAAGACGAAGUCAAUGGAUUUGUGACAAAAAACAAUAAAGACUAUAGCAUCAAGGAAAGUGACGAGAUUUAUAGACUCUUGAUAAAAGUAUUUUCUGAUUCUAAUCAAUUGGCAAAAAUUAAAAAAGGUGCCAUAGAGGAAAGCAAAAAAAGAUGGGAUCAGAAUUGGGAUGCUAAAUUGGGAAGUAAAUUCACUUACUAUCAAGAAGUCGUUAACUAA
Molecule: messenger RNA, 1419 nt
Organism: Hyphopichia burtonii NRRL Y-1933
Lineage: Eukaryota; Fungi; Ascomycota; Pichiomycetes; Serinales; Debaryomycetaceae
Gene: ALG1
Product: chitobiosyldiphosphodolichol beta-1,4 mannosyltransferase
Exons: 1
Coding region: 1-1419 (472 amino acids)
Cellular component (GO): endoplasmic reticulum
Molecular function (GO): mannosyltransferase activity
Source: RefSeq, a predicted model, not a curated record